AUGCUAUCGAGGCUCGACAGUAGCGUCAGGAUAUUCGGGGCUAGGCAACGACUUGCUCGCGUAAACAACCCCUCCGUCCACAUUUUUCUGUGUCGCCGUCGCGAAGCGAUGGGUGCGCUCAUUCGUACAGCAGGAAGAUCGCGUGCAAUGGUCGUCUUGACUGGCGACGUACUGCACAUCGUUGCGAGACGAGCGUAUACGUUCGCCCGCAAGUAUAUAUGGCCAGACAUCUGA
This is a messenger RNA of Peniophora sp. CBMAI 1063, 234 nucleotides long. NCBI's taxonomy places the organism in Eukaryota, Fungi, Basidiomycota, Agaricomycetes, Russulales, Peniophoraceae. The record is from the annotation of a GenBank genome assembly.